Molecule: messenger RNA, 3765 nt
Organism: Pleuronectes platessa (European plaice)
Lineage: Eukaryota; Metazoa; Chordata; Actinopteri; Pleuronectiformes; Pleuronectidae
Gene: myo1hb
Product: myosin IHb
Exons: 31
Coding region: 184-3300 (1038 amino acids)
Biological process (GO): actin filament organization; vesicle transport along actin filament
Cellular component (GO): plasma membrane; vesicle; cytoplasm
Molecular function (GO): actin filament binding; ATP binding; microfilament motor activity
Source: RefSeq, a predicted model, not a curated record
GAAGUACAGGCAGUGAUCUGUCAGAGUUUCCUGACAUGUUCCUGUCCUUUCCCCUCAAUAAAACCAGAUGUUUAGCUCAGAGCAGGCACCGGGUCGCCCACACACACACACACACACACACCAGGACACACAUCCAGGACCCUCAGGAGCCUGGAUGAGCGGUGUAACCAGAUCCUGAGGAACAUGGAGGCCUCCCUGACGGCCCGGGAUCGCGUGGGCAUCCAGGAUUUUGUUCUCUUGGACCCCUACACGAGCGAGACAGCCUUCCUGGAAAACCUGAAGAAGCGCUUUCAUGAAAAUCUCAUUUACACUUACAUUGGGACGCUGCUGGUGACGGUCAAUCCAUAUAAAGAGUUAGACAUCUACAGCAAGAAGCAAAUGGACACCUACAUGGGAGUCAACUUCUUUGAGCUGCCACCUCACAUUUAUGCUCUGGCAGACAACGUCUUCCGCACCAUGCUGUCUGAGUUCAACAACCACUUCAUCCUGAUCUCAGGGGAGAGCGGGGCUGGAAAGACCGAGGCCUCCAAGAAAAUCCUGCAGUACUACGCUGUGAGCUGCCCGAGCACCAGACUCCUGAACAAUGUUCGAGACAGACUCCUUCUCUCUAAUCCAGUGCUGGAGGCUUUCGGAAAUGCCAAAACCUUGAAGAAUGACAACUCAAGCCGCUUUGGGAAAUACAUGGAUAUCCAGUUUGACCACCAGGGUGGUGCGGUCGGUGGCCACAUCCUCAGUUACCUGUUGGAGAAAUCCCGAGUGGUCCACCAGAACCACGGAGAGAGAAACUUCCACAUCUUCUACCAGCUGGUGGACGGAGGAGAGGACGACCUGCUCCUCUGGCUCGGCCUGGAGAGAAACUGCCAGCACUACAGUUAUCUGGUGCAGGGAGAUUGUGCCAAAGUUAGCUCCAUCAAUGAUAAGAGUGACUGGAGGACAGUGCGGAAAGCUCUCUCUGUCAUAGAGUUCAGUGAGAAUGAUAUUGAGCACCUGUUUGGAAUCAUUGCCAGCGUGCUCCACCUCGGUAACAUCCGGUUUGAAGCAGACGGGCGAGGCUACGCCUCUCUCAACACCAACCAGGAGAUGCACUGGGUGUCAAAGCUGCUGGGGAUUCCUGCUCAGGUGCUACAACAGGGCUUAACCCACAGGAAGAUUGAAGCCAAAAUGGAGGAGGUGCUCACUCCCUUCUCUGUGGACCACGCAGUGUAUGCCAGGGAUGCCCUUGCCAAAGCCAUCUAUGGCCGCACUUUCAACUGGCUGGUCAACAAGGUCAAUGAAUCUUUAGCCAACAAGGAUUCCUCCAGAAAGACAGUGAUCGGUCUGCUGGACAUCUACGGGUUUGAGGUUUUCAAUGUGAACAGCUUUGAGCAGUUUUGCAUCAACUACUGCAACGAGAAGCUGCAGCAGCUUUUCAUCCAGCUGACCCUCAAAUCAGAGCAGGAGGAGUACGAUAUGGAAGGGAUAGAAUGGGAACCGGUGCCAUAUUUCAACAACAAGAUCAUAUGUGACCUCGUGGAGGAGAAAUACAGAGGAAUCAUCUCUCAAUUGGACGAGGAAUGUUUACGUCCGGGAGAAGCCACAGAUCUCACCUUCCUGGAGAAGAUGGAGGAGAAGAUGGGCGGCCAUCCGCAUUUCGUCACACAUAAACUUGCAGACCAAAAGACGAGGAAGACACUGGAUCGGGGAGACUUCCGCCUCCUGCACUACGCAGGGGAAGUUACCUACUGUGUUGUUGGAUUCUUGGACAAAAACAAUGAUCUCUUGUAUCGUAAUGGGAAAGAGGUCAUGAGACAAUCCAAGAACGCCAUCAUCAAGCUCUGUUUUCCUUCUACUGAGCCGGACACUAAGAGGAGACCUGAGACUGUGGUGACUCAGUUUAAAAGCAGCCUCGUGGGCUUGACAGAGAUCCUCAUGUCCAAAGAGCCGUGGUACGUCCGCUGCAUUAAGCCCAAUGAAGCCAAGCAGCCAGGACGCUUUGAUGACGUGUUGGUGCGGCAUCAGGUGAAGUACCUGGGGCUGAUGGAGCACCUGAGGGUCAGGCGCGCCGGGUUUGCUUACCGCCGCAAAUAUGAGAUCUUCCUCCAGAGGUAUAAACCUCUGUGUCCUGAAACCUGGCCCAACUGGAAAGGGACGGCAGCAGAGGGGGUGCGGUGCCUCGUCAAACACUUGGGCUACAAAUCCAAUGAGUACAAGAUGGGCAGGACAAAAAUCUUCAUCCGCCAUCCCAGAACUCUGUUUGCAACAGAAGACGCCUUUCAGGUCUGCAAACAUAAGCUAGCGACAAGGAUUCAGGCCAAGUACAAAGGCUACAGGGUGAAAGGAGACUACAUGAAACAGAGAGACGCUGCGACUAAGAUUGAGAACUGCUGGAGAGGUAUCUUGGCCAGAAAGGAGCGAGAAAAGAGAUCAUGGGCUGUCAAGGUCAUCAAGAAGUUCAUCAAAGGUUUCAUGACCAGGAAUCAGCCGGCCUGCGUUGACAACAGCGAGUACCUGGCGUACGUGAGGCAGAACUACCUCACCAGGCUGAAAGAGAACCUUCCCAGAACCGUCCUGGAGAAAGACGCUUGGCUCACGCCUCCGCCUGUGAUGCAGGAGGCAUCCAAGCUCUUGAAGCAGCUCUACAUCCGCCACAUGGUGAAGAAGUAUGUUGGAGGAAUUACUCCACAGAGGAGAGCACAGCUUCUGUUAAAGUCACAGACGAGCUCCAUGUUUAAAGGAAAGAAAGAAAACUACUCAUUCAGUGUCUGCAGACCCUUCCUGGACACCAGGAUCAGCACAGGCGACAUACACAUCAAAGUGCUCCAGAUGAUACGACAGGAGCAAGUCAAGUACAGCGUGCCGGUCGUGAAGUACGACAGGAACGGCUUCAGGCCUCGUGACCGGCAGCUCAUCUUCACCCUGGAAGCCGCCUACCUGGUGGAAGAGGCCAGGAUCAAGCAGCGGAUCGAUUACAGCUCUCUGAUAGGCGUAUCUGUGAGCAACCUGAGCGACAACUUCCUGAUCCUUCAUGUUAAAAGUGAUGACAUCAAGAAAAAGGGGGAUCUGGUGCUGCAGUGUGACUUCCUGUUUGAGGCCUUGAUCAAGCUGAGUGUUAUAGCCAACAAGCAGAACUGCAUCAAAGUGGUGCAGGGCAGUGUGCGAUUCGACAUCCAGCCGGGCAGAGAGGGCUUUGUGGACUUUAAGAGUGGUCAGGAGUUCAUUGUCUACAGGGCAAAGAAUGGCCACUUGAUGGUGGUGAGUACAGACGCUGUUAAGUCAUCAUCAAAGCCGCCGACAAGUGACCAAGCUCUUUAUGUUUUUUAGGAAUCGACGAGAACCAAGACGAGAUUAUGAUGCGAACAUGAUGCUGAGUCUCCGAGCUGCAACAGCCAUGAUUGUUCUAAUAAUAAUCCUGCUGCAAAUAAAAGGAAAUAUUUGCAUUUUGCAUCCGAAACAUUUAAGUUGCAGAUGCUACUAUUACAUAAUUACUGCCAAUACCUCGACUGUAAAGAGAAAAAAACAUGUUUAUAGCAGAACCCAAUGUACAGAAUAUCAGUGGCUCUGCUUGUUCGUCAUAUUUUGACAUUAAAAACCAUCUAUAUGUGAGCAAACUGUCAACUACCCCUAAUACAAAGAGAAGCACUUGUAUUUUGUUUUGUAUUAAAUGUAUCAGAAAUUUUAGAUUAUACCAGUAGAGAGACAUAGUACCUGUGUGCAACCAUUAGUGUAUUCUUGUUUAUAAUACCUCACAGAUGCUGUAACUUUACAUUAAAACAUGUUAAACCACAA